This is a messenger RNA of Micropterus dolomieu (smallmouth bass), 2880 nucleotides long. RefSeq names its product poly(ADP-ribose) glycohydrolase. The record is from RefSeq and is a predicted model, not a curated record. Gene Ontology annotation, biological process: nucleotide-sugar metabolic process; carbohydrate metabolic process; regulation of DNA repair. Gene Ontology annotation, cellular component: nucleus; cytoplasm. Gene Ontology annotation, molecular function: poly(ADP-ribose) glycohydrolase activity. The transcript has 18 exons. The coding region runs from base 376 to 2817 and encodes 813 amino acids. NCBI's taxonomy places the organism in Eukaryota, Metazoa, Chordata, Actinopteri, Centrarchiformes, Centrarchidae.
CGGAAGUGUUUUGGCGUUGAGCACCGGAGUUGUUGAAAUAUAGUAGUGUUCAUUAACAGUAAAAAGUGACAUUGUAAGUUUUAACAUUGAGACCAACAAAUGGUCUCAUAGCUGAUUCUACUAGAAAGGUCUCUACUAAACUCUACAUAAUUCGUGCUCACGUGACGCUAAACCAGGUUAUUUUUCUGUUGUCAACAGAGCUAACUUGGUUAGCAUGUAAGGUAGAUAAUAAGCUAUGGUUGGCAGCCAGUCGUUUCUACAUAGUCUGUAAGUCUAUUGUUGGGCAACAACUAACUAACUUACGACGUAAGGCAAGCGGCUCAAUAUUAUUACAAUACAAAACGUAAAUUCCUGCAUCAUUAGAUUGGUUCAUGUAUGGCUGCAUAUCAUAUUUUAAGAUUUGCUCACGCAUUGAAGAAAGGACAGGCCAAAAAACAAGUCUGGAUAAAACCAAACAACACCUCAUUCGUGGUGUCAGCUCAAGUUGUAUUAAUGGCUGCGCUGACAGACUUUGAACCUUUAGCAAAGAGACUCAGGGUUGAAUCCAGUGGCCAAUCAUCCCCUUCAUCCUCUCUAAAAGUCCAAUCUUCAUGUAUUCAGAGCAAAGACAAUGAGACGGUAGAUAAAGAAAGGGGGCAAAACAAGACACAGAUGAAGAUGGAUAUACGGUCAAAGACUGGAGCAGAUGAUUUGCGAGGUGUAAAGACGAAAGGUUACCAUCAAAAGAUCUUCCCCAGACAGCAACAGAAGUUCAGAAAUACUCUUGAACGAUGGUUGGUUAAACCCUCAAAAAACACAUGUACAGCUGAAGAGGAUGCAGAAAUGGCCAAUCACAGUGGCUUUCAAAGCACGUCAGCUCAGUUUCUGGACUGUCAAAAUGAUGAAAAACCUACUCACUUCGACCCGGAUGAUGAAACCCAACCCUUGACAAUGCAAGACCUGGAUGAAGACAAUCCUGAGUCACCAGCCUCCAAGGAUUCUGCAGGGAGUGGGCUUAUGCAUACACCGCCCCACAAUUAUGGGGGAUUAGAAAAAGAAAUGAAUACAUGCUCAGCGAGCUCAGAGGACUCUGUCAAACACAAUACCAAAAUAACAGACUUCUUUUCAGGGACCUCACCACCAGGUUUACCUGUGAGGCGGGGCGUGGCAAAUAAGUCUCCACAGAAACCAGAUGCAGACAAGGAAACUGCCUCGGCUGUUAUCAAGCCUGAUGUCAAAUGGCUGGGGACGCCAAUCAGUGAGCUAAAGAGAAUGCCUGAAUGUGGAGGACCACUUCCUCCGCUGAAGGAUGUUCCUGGCCAACACACUGUGAUGAUAAGGACAGACCUUCUUCAGAAUGGCAAAGUCCCUGUUCCAUAUCCUGGUAGGUUUAAGGAUACCUGGGAUGAUGUCCAUGUCAAGAUGCCCUGUUCCAGUAGCAACCUGUUUCCUAUCGAAGAUGAGGAAACACGAAAACGGCAGAAUAAGAGUCGGUGGGAAUUGAUCAAGGAAUCUUUAAACAAGAAAUUUACAAGUCUGGAUGAGUUGAAGAAUGCAAUAUUGAAAUACAAUGCUUCACAAGCCAAGAAAUGGGACUUCACUGCAUUACGUUUGUACUGCGUUAAGGUUCUGGAGCCUGAUGCGGCUGAACAUCUGUUUGGCUCCCUGCUGCCAGACAUGGUGCAAUUAGCACUGAGAGCAUCUGAGCUCUGUACCAAGCCGAUACCCCUACUCAAGAGAGGCAUGAACCACUCCAUCACCAUGUCUCAGGAGCAGGUGGCAUGUCUGCUCGCCAACGCCUUCUUCUGCACCUUCCCUCGACGCAACUCCAGAAGUUCUGAGUACUGCAACUACCCUGACAUAAACUUCUUCAGGCUGUUUGAGGGGUCUUCAUCAAAGAAGAUUGAGAAGCUGAAAACUCUGAUGUGCUAUUUCAAAAGUUUCACUGAGGAAAAGCCUACAGGACUUGUAACAUUCACACGAAAAAGCUUGGAUGAACCUCUAAAUUGGAAAAGCUCAGAGACUCUGCUCACAAAGCUCCACAUUACUUCUGAAGGGACCAUUGAGGAUGAUGGUUAUGGAAUGCUUCAGGUUGAUUUUGCCAAUCAGUUUGUGGGAGGAGGAGUAACCAACGCUGGUCUAGUUCAAGAGGAAAUCCGUUUUCUGAUCAACCCCGAGCUCAUUGUUUCUCGCCUCUUCACUGAAGCCCUGGGUCAUAAUGAAUGUCUGAUUAUCACAGGUACACAGCAGUACAGUAAAUACAUAGGCUAUGCUCAGACCUACCAAUGGGGUGGCAGCCAUCAGGACACAACUCCAAGGGAUGGCUGGCAGAGAAAGUGCACAGAGAUUGUGGCCAUUGACGCGCUGCAGUUCAAGAACUUUUUUGAACAGUUUCGCCCAGAGAAAAUCAACCGAGAACUCAAUAAGGCCUACUGUGGCUUUGCUCGUUCUGAGGAUCAACGGCAAAAUCUUGCGGCAGUGGCCACGGGGAAUUGGGGAUGCGGUGUUUUUGGGGGUGACGCACGUCUGAAAGCUCUGCUCCAGAUGCUGGCAGCUGCUGAGGCGGGUAGAGAUGUGGCCUAUUUCACCUUUGGUGACAGCCAGCUCAUGACAGAUGUCCACAACAUGCACUCUUUCCUCUCUCAGAGAAACAUCAGUGUCGGGGAGGUGUACGAUCUCCUGAGGCAGUACCACAGCUCAGUGUGCAAGAGCUGCCUCGGUCGGCGCCCUGAAGUCAGCCUCUACUCCUUCAUCUACCAACAGGUCAGCUCCUCCCUGGCGCCACAAGACUCCGACGGGGGCUUGGCCAGACAACACGUCCCCGCAGACUGCCAUUGAGGUCAGGUGGCUGAUGAGUCACCAUGUUUUACCGUUGGAUACUGAAUUAAAACAUUAUCAGUC